This is a messenger RNA of Galleria mellonella (greater wax moth), 985 nucleotides long. RefSeq lists its product as uncharacterized. The transcript has 6 exons. The record is from RefSeq and is a predicted model, not a curated record. Lineage: Eukaryota; Metazoa; Arthropoda; Insecta; Lepidoptera; Pyralidae. Bases 151 to 957 code for a protein of 268 amino acids.
AUUGCCAAUCUGAUUGGUAACGGAUAUAUAUAUUUUUUUUAUUUUAAUUGAAAAUUUUAAAGUACCAUACAUUUCAAUUUAGCUGCAAUAAUAAUGUUUUAUAAUAUUUCUGUAUCAAUAUUGUUAUAAUUGUAUUAUUUUGAAAUUAUCAUGACUGACGAAAAGGACUACAGAUGUAUGAAAAUAAGCGGACACCUUGAAGCAGUGAGAUGGCAGUUAUGGCCACGAGACCACGUCUCCAGUUCAGGUUAUCUGGCUCUUGGAGACUGGACCAAGGACCCUUUCAUAUGGUUACAUUACAUAGAAAGUACCGAUGGAUUAUUCCUAAAAGACGACAUAUUAUUAAGUACGGACACACGGUAUUGGUCCAUUCAUGAUGUACAACGCUAUUUCUUCGGAGAGCAGCAUUGCGAAAAAGUUCUUUUCCCAUACCAAUAUCCUAAUAUAAGGAUGCCCACAACACUAGGCAACUAUUUCUGGAGAGCCAACACUGCAUUAAAACUACCUUCAACUUCGUAUCAGAAAGAAUUUAACCGGUCUUUGGAAGUAACCCUAAAGAAAAUGGAAGCAGAACAAGCACAAAUGGAUCGUAUGAUUAUUUGUGACCAGCUGAUUAAAAUUGAUCGUUUAGAUGAGUUCAAAAGAAAAACAUUUUUUCGUAUUCUAUUGAAUAUUUUAAGUUUUCAGGACAGGCUGCAACUUGUUUCCUUUGAAAAUUUAUGCUGCAAACGGUUAGAAGGAGUGCGAUUGAUCCAACAGCUCGCGUGCUUCAACUCUCAUUCACUCAAGUAUCUCUUCCUUUGGAGAUUUGUAUUACCCAAUGAAAAUCCGAUACUUAUCAACUACAGCUAUAUUACUGGCACGAUGGAUGUUUAUAUUGGAAAUUUAUUUUCCUAUUUCACUGAUGUAAUCUAUAUAAAAUUGAAUACACUAGUCAAUGACACUUCCUUGCGAUGAAAUGAAACCAUUGUACCAUCAACGUUGC